AUGAAUGGAAGGGCCCAGACUCGAAUCCUGGCUCCGUGUUGGAGUCCGUUGCAUUCGACUGUGUCGACUAGACUAGAUCCCUUUGCUCCGGAUAUACCGGGAUCGGGGGAAUUGUCUGAUUGUCUGUUGUAUCAUUGUGUUCAUGUUCUAUGGCCCUGUGCGCGGCCCGUUGAUUUCGCACAGGGAAGCUACCAUGCGUAUCUGCUCUCCGGGAGAAAGUCUAUUGUCAUGCAAGCGGUGUUCUAUAGCUCUUCCUUGCACCUUGAUGCUUUAUCAACGUUUCAUGGCGUGGAGAACUACCGGCGCCAUACCGCCGCGCAGUUAUUCUGGAAAGGACAGGUCCUACAACAGAUUCGACUGGAAUUAGCGCAGAUCAACGACAAAACGGCCAGUGAUGAGCUGACAGAUGACAUUCUGCUAUGUAUCCUGUAUCUUGCGGCGAACGAGAAUCUCAAUAGCAUCCCUCCGCCAGAACAGGGGCCUUUUAACCCGCCAUUUAAAAGCCAACAGUUACUAGAGUACUAUGGGAAUUGUCAAUUCCACCCAUUGCAUUGGGAAGCCGUUGAGAAGAUUGUAUUGAGUCGAGGCGGCAUACGCACUGUGAAACUCUACGGUCUGGGCUGGCUGAUAUCUCUCUCGGCCUUGAUCGGUGCAGUCAAUAGUAACACUAAGCCUGUGUUUCCGCUGGUGUAUCCGGACGGAAAGCCGUACAUUUAUCGUGCGCCCCUUCGUGCUCUUAGAGUCCCUGAGGUCUCGCGGUACAGUGCACUCCGUAACCACGGAUUCCAGCAACUCGCUCUUCUGAGCCCUCCGAUCAAAGGGAACCUGAUCCGUGCGUUUCUGGAUCUGGGCGAGCUCACACAAGGGAUUGAGUUUCUUGCCUCUCGUUCGUGUGAUCCCAAUACACUGACACUCGUCGGAAACUCUCGCGCACUUAUCCAGCAUCGGCUAUCGAAUCUUCCGGACUCGAAUGACCAGUCAACCGCAAUACUUCAUCGCAGAACCGACUGCACCUACGCAUACUGCGAAAAACCACGAACCAUUUACCUGGUCUGUCGCACAGCAGCCGUUCUGUAUAGUCUCAACGUGGCAUUCCCGCUGCCACGAACGGCUCGGCAGCGAGCCACAAUGUCCGGUGAGAUACAAAACUUAGCUAUGCAGCUGCAGGGGAAACAGGAAGAUGCAGUCGUAGAGCUUCUUCUCUGGUGCGCUAUGAUUGCUGGGAUCUGCGCACAUGGUGAUUUACGGGAGUGGUUUGUGCGUCAGGCGGGCGAUUGCAUUUGUGCAUUAGGCAUCUGCUCUUGGGAUGAGAUGGUUGUCUUCUUGAGAUCGUUCGCGUGGUUGGGCUGCGCGUCUGAUGAGGCAGGAAAGACGUUUUGGGAUGAGGUUCGUAUGCUCAUGACUUCUGGGCCGUAG
Molecule: messenger RNA, 1416 nt
Organism: Aspergillus steynii IBT 23096
Lineage: Eukaryota; Fungi; Ascomycota; Eurotiomycetes; Eurotiales; Aspergillaceae
Exons: 3
Coding region: 1-1416 (471 amino acids)
Source: RefSeq, a predicted model, not a curated record